This is a messenger RNA of Solanum stenotomum, 1238 nucleotides long. Its product is annotated as protein ALTERED PHOSPHATE STARVATION RESPONSE 1. Bases 160 to 1056 code for a protein of 298 amino acids. The record is from RefSeq and is a predicted model, not a curated record. The transcript has 2 exons. Lineage: Eukaryota; Viridiplantae; Streptophyta; Magnoliopsida; Solanales; Solanaceae.
UUAUUUUGUUGAUUUCAAUAGGCUGGUGAGCUUAUAAAACAUGAAUAUCAGAGGAAAGUUGCCUUGCUAAACAAGCUGAAGAAACGGAAUGCUACCUUGGAAUCACUGGAGAAGACAAAGGCUGCUGUUAGCCAUUUGCAUACGCGAUAUAUAGUUGACAUGCAGUCAUUGGAUUCGACUGUUAGUGAAGUAAACGACAUUCGUGACAAGCAGCUUUACCCUAAGCUGGCUGCUCUUGUUCAAGGGAUGGUUAGCAUGUGGGAAUUCAUGUUUAGUCAUCACAAGAACCAGCUGCAGUUGGCUACUGAUCUCAAAGCCAUUGAAAUCUCCGGGUUCCCCUUGGAAACAAGCAAACACCAUCAUGAACGUACGAUCCAGCUUGGUAAUGUUAUCAAGGAAUGGCAUGAUCAUUUUGACAACCUUGUGAAAAAUCAAAAGCUAUACAUCCAAACACUCCACAGCUGGUUGAAGCUAAAUCUCAUACCCAUUGAAAGCAGCCUAAAAGAAAAGAUCUCGUCGCCUCCUCGAGCACAGAGUCCCCCAAUUCAAGCCCUUCUCCACUCCUGGCAGGAACUUCUUGAGAAGCUGCCUGAUGAGCUUGCCAGAAGUGCCAUUGCUUCCUUUGAAGCAGUGAUAAGGACCAUCAUUAUUCAUCAGGAGGAAGAGAUGAAGCUGAAGGAUAAGUGUGAGGAAACUAAGAAAGAGUACAUACGCAAAAGGCAAGCAUUUGAAGAUUGGUACCAAAAGUAUAUGCAACGUAGAACUCCACCCGAUAUGACAGAUACCGAUAGAGCUACAGAGUCCAACCCAAAAGAUCCUGUUGUGGAAAAGCAGUUGCUUGUGGACACACUGAAGAAGAGGUUGGAUGAGGAGACAGAAGCUCACCAGAGGCUAUGUAUUCAAGUUAGGGAGAAGUCAUUAGGGAGUCUCAAGAUCCGGUUGCCUGAACUAUUCCGAGUCAUGUCGGAGUAUUCUUAUGCAUGUCUGGAGGCUUAUGGUCGAUUAAGAUUGAUCGUACAGUCACAGCACUCAAAUGGGAGUUCACAAGGGUCUUAGGCUCUCCUUUCUUUGCCCCUUUUUGAUGUUGUUGUGAUAUUUUGUAGUAACUAGUAAAUGUGAAAUGUAAGUUAUUCCUGGAUAAUGUUUUAAGUAUUGCUGAUGUUUUGCCAUGUAUUGUAUGAAAAGCGGCAUCUUGAUUUGUUUAUCGACCUCAUGAACAGCAGCAAAUAUUUGAUUGU